Molecule: messenger RNA, 2593 nt
Organism: Conger conger (European conger)
Lineage: Eukaryota; Metazoa; Chordata; Actinopteri; Anguilliformes; Congridae
Product: neuroplastin-like
Exons: 8
Coding region: 87-1265 (392 amino acids)
Biological process (GO): homophilic cell-cell adhesion
Cellular component (GO): plasma membrane
Source: RefSeq, a predicted model, not a curated record
AAAGAGGGGAGAGGGGGCGGAUUGGGGCGCUGCCAUCUCCUCCCACGCCCGUCCGGUUUAGUUCCUCUGCCGACCGAAGACCAACAAUGAUGCCCCGUUCAGUAAUGUUAGCGGUGGUCCUGCUCGGCGUGUCAAUAAUGCAUUCCGUUUUGGCUCAGAGCGCUGGGUUUGUGAAGUCGCCCAUGUCAGAGACAAAGCUGACAGGGGACACGGUGGAGCUCUACUGCGAAGCCGUGGGCACCCCCACCCCCGAGCUCCAGUGGUGGUACGGCGAGACCAACCGGGCGGACUCCUUCAAGCAGCUGUGGCACGGCGCGAAAAAGCGCCGGGUGUCCAUAAACGAGGCCUCCGGGAGCAGGAACACGGUGAGCGUGCUGGCCAUCGCGCGGCUCGCCCUGGAGGACUCGGGCACCUACGACUGCCGGGCCAGCAAUGACCGGCGCCGCAACGACCCCAGGCAAAACCCCAGCCUCACCUGGAUUCGAACGCAGGCCACCAUUUCCGUUCGGCAGAAGCCCAGGAUCAACUCCACCGACGACAUGGAGCUGCCCAAGAGCGGCCCCGUCUCCCUGCAGUGCAACCUGACCAGCGCACAGAGCCCCCCGCAGGAAGCCUUCUGGAUGAAGAACGGGGAGACGAUCUCUGAGACGACCAAGGAGCUCAACAACACCGAAUACAGGAUCCUGAAGCCAAGGGCGGAUGAUGCGGGGCAAUACGUGUGCGUUUUCACCUUUGACCUGUUGCCACCUGCUAACGCCACAAUUGAUGUCAAAGCUGCUCCUGAUAUCACAGGCCACAAGCGCAGUGAGAACAAAAACGAGGGCCAGACCGCCUUACUGUAUUGUAAGUCUGUGGGAUACCCCCAUCCUGUGUGGACCUGGUACAAAAUGGAUGCAGGCAUGUGUGUGGAAAUUGACAACUCCUCCGGGCGGAUUUUCGUCAGCAACAAGGACAACUACACGGAACUGAGCAUCGAGAACCUGGACAUCAGGAAGGACCCGGGCGAGUAUCUGUGCAACGCCACCAACGUGAUGGGCAGCAGGUCCAUCCGCUCCAUCCUGAGGGUGCGCAGCCACCUGGCCCCGCUCUGGCCCUUCCUGGGCGUGGUGGUGGAGAUCCUCAUCCUGGUGGUCAUCAUCGUGGUGUACGAGAAGCGCAAGCGGCCGGACGAGGUGCCUGACGAUGACGAAACAGCGGGACCAAUGAAAACAAAUUCCACAAACAACCACAAAGACAAAAACCUGCGCCAGAGGAACACAAACUAAGCAGAGUGACGGCAGAGUGAGUACUUUCUCCCGGACUACCUACAUGCUAGCAACGCUCCUUCUGCCAGGAGUAAUCUAUCCAGACUGUAGUCUCAUUAAUAACAACUGCCUUCGACACAAAGCGUACUACUGCAUCAACCACCCACCUUUACCAUUCUAUUCAAACUGAGGUAAAAGCCAGUACGACGGGUCUCCAUUCGACUGCUGGCAGGAAACAGUUCUAGGGGAAACAUAUCUCCUCAGUUAAAAAAAAAAAUUAAUUUCCAGAUGUCUAAAUGACAUUAAUAUCUUAAUGUACAGGAAACUAGGAUGAAGGCUCAUGGGAAUUUUCAAAGAAGCAUGUCUAUUUUUGAGUAUGACCGUUAACGCCGCACCACUGAAUGUGGAGGGCGUAGUGGCUGUUUUCAGCAUGCCUUGUUCAGUCUUAACUUGAAAACACUGGGAGGGAUAUAACUGAAACAUGUUACGAAAAUGUACACAUUUUUUCUCUGUGUUCUAGAUGCUUUUUAUUUUAUUUAUUAUUUAUUUCGAUCAUUUUCGUGGGCAAAGAAUAUAUAAACUUUUUUGCCUAAAAUAUAUGGACUGUAUGAUAUUAAGAAAUGACUUUUUGUUGGAUUGUUAAAAAGCUUUGCACAGAAUGGAUUAUACUUGUUAUAUAUUGUUUUUUAAAGCAAAACCUUGAAAGCUUCCAGUAGGAACAAAAAAACGGGCUUUAUUCUGAUACAAAUACAUUUUGUACAUCCUAUCAUUCCAUGGCAUAUGAUUUGAAACAGUGGUGUUGAAUAAUGAAUAUUACAGUUCAGUUACAAUGUAAGGGCUUCAUGGUGUCCAGCAGUAUUUAAUCAAGGAGAUUUGAAUGAAGUAAAUCUACUAUGUAUCCAAGUCCUGAAAAUUGCAAUUAAAUGGUUUCAAUAUUAUUUCCUAUAGUAACUUAGAUGUCUUGUACAUGUUACACAUAAGUGUUAAUUAAGAUAGCAAGUCUGUAUAAACUUCAUUUUAUAAUGGACAUUUUUUUUCAUUGCAUUGAAAAUACUGUACAGCAUGGCUAAUAUCCUAUGCAAUAUUUAUUCAUAUAGGCAUAUUCAAAGUUUCAAGGCGAGAACAUUUGAUUUUCUCAAUAAUAAAGCUUUAAUGUUGUGGGAUCACUCUUUACAAAACUGGUGUACUGUAAUACACUACUGUAGCUGCAUGACUUCUCGAUAAAUACCGUGUAUAAGUGUGUUGCGAUGGAAAUUGACCUACAUUAGGGUGGACAGAAGGAGGGUGUAACAAGCCACAAAAAAAACAUGUGAAACUGAUCAUUUUUAAGAAUAAACUGCUCCAAAGUA